GCCCUGUGUUACCAGGGGCCUCAAGACCCAGGUGAAGGGUAAGCUACAGGUGGGGAUCCAAGGGGUCUGCACGCAGAGGGGGUACCCAGGCCCCUUGGUUCCCCACCUUGGAGGAGGAGGAGGAGGAGGAGGCCUGAGAUGCGCCGCCUUCUCCGCAACGCCCCGCCCCCGCAGCGCCUACGCUGCCCUCUCCUGUUGUCUCUCCAUUGGCCGCAGCGCUCGCCAAUCCAGCCCCCUGGCCGUGAAGGGGGCGUGGCCGCGCGGUGCCGGGCCGGGGACCGCGUCUGUCGCCGCUGCGCGCUGCGGUGCGGGCGGCGGGACGAUGAAGCCGGGAGCGCGGCGCGUUCUGAUCCCGCUUGCUGUUCCUGCUGACACCUGAGCUGCGGCGGCGAUGCUGCAGAGGCCCUUUCAGCCCACGAGUCAACCUUCUUGAUUGUCAGCCAUGCCUUUGGUGAAGAGGAACAUCGAGCCCCGGCACCUGUGCCGUGGUGCCCUGCCAGAAGGAAUCACCAGUGAGCUAGAAUGUGUGACCAACAGCACGCUCGCCGCAAUCAUCCGCCAGCUAAGCAGUCUGAGCAAACAUGCAGAAGACAUAUUUGGUGAGUUAUUUAAUGAGGCUAACAACUUCUACAUCAGAGCAAAUUCCCUUCAAGACAGAAUCGAUCGGCUUGCUGUCAAAGUCACCCAGCUGGACUCCACAGUGGAGGAGGUCUCACUACAGGAUAUCAACAUGAAGAAAGCAUUCAAAAGCUCUACCAUCCAAGACCAGCAGGUGGUUUCCAAGAACAGCAUUCCCAACCCUGUUGCUGACAUUUAUAACCAGAGUGACAAACCUCCGCCGCUGAGCAUUCUGACACCGUACAGAGAUGACAAGAAGGAUGGGCUGAAGUUCUACACCGAUCCUUCUUACUUCUUUGACCUCUGGAAAGAAAAGAUGCUGCAGGACACAGAAGAUAAGAGGAAAGAGAAACGACGUCAGAAGGAGCAAAAGCGUGUAGAUGGCACCACCCGAGAGGUGAAAAAGGUUAGAAAAGCCAGAAACAGGCGCCAGGAGUGGAAUAUGAUGGCAUAUGACAAAGAGCUUAGGCCCGACAACAGGUUGUCUCAGAGUGUGCACCACGGAGCAUCCUCCGAGGGAUCUCUGUCCCCAGAUACUAGAUCUCACACAUCCGAUGUCACUGAUUAUUCUUAUCCUGCUACUCCCAACCACGCUUUGCAAGCACAGCCGGUGACACCUUCCUACACGGCUGGCGAUGCACCACUGCAUGGAACUACAAACCAAGGCGCUGAGCAUGAGUACCGACCCUCAUCUGCCUCGGCAAGGCACAUGGCCCUGAACAGACCUCAACAGCCACCGCCACCGCCUCCUCCCCAGGCCCCAGAGGGGUCCCAGGCCUCUACGUCCGUGGCUCCAGCCGACUACGGGAUGCUUCCAGCACAGAUAAUUGAAUACUACAAUCCCUCAGGACCGCCACCACCUCCCCCUCCGCCCAUAAUCCCUUCAGCACAAACUGCCUUUGUCAGCCCUCUCCAGAUCCCUGCGCAGCCCCCGUUCCCUGCCUCAGCCGGCUCCACAUACCCCACUCCCCCUCACCAGCCCUCCACUGGGCUCCUGGCCACGGCACCACCGCCCCCAGGCCCCCCACCUCCUCCACCUGGUCCUCCUUGUCCCUCCUCCCUGUCAUCCUCCCCAAUGCAUGGUCCCCCUGUGGCUGAGGCAAAGCGCCCAGAGCCUGCACAGCCACCCAUAAGUGAUGCAAGAAGCGACCUCCUGGCUGCCAUCCGAAUGGGAAUCCAACUGAAAAAGGUGCAGGAGCAACGAGAGCAGGAAGCCAAGCGGGAGCCUGUUGGGAAUGAUGUGGCCACCAUCUUGUCUAGACGCAUUGCUGUGGAGUACAGCGACUCAGAUGAUGACUCUGAGUUUGAUGAGAACGACUGGUCCGACUGAGUCACAAGGGCCAGGCGGCCAGUGGACAGCCAGGGCACCAUAUGCAAGUGUGUUAGGAGCUCUUGUGAUCUCUGCACCCUCACAGUGGUAUUACCCUGUAGCUUUAGUCCCUUUUGUAUUAACAGUGUGAUAUUGCUUCUGCACAUCCUUCUGGAUUUGUUGAGUAUUUACUGUGUAAUACUUAAGUGCCACUGAACACAGCACACCAUGCUGCACACCAGGAAACUGGCAGUAUCUAGUGCAUCAUCCUGAAAUAGCAUCUCGCUUCCCUCUCAGCCAUGAGAGUCCCCUCUCCUGUCCAUCCUGAUUUGAUGGGCUUGCCACAUGUCUGGGCAGCUGCCCUGUGUCAGCUCUUUGUAAGAUCAAUGGCUGUGUGUCUCAGUGAUGUCUUCCAGCCAGUGGGCGAUAUACUUUCCGGUUUUUUUCUUUUUGCAAAUCGAAUUCUAGAUGGACACAGUUGUAGAGGGGAAAGUUUAACAAAUCAGAAAGAGAUGUUUCUCUCUUUGCACACUGGGCCUGGUGGCCUCCAAGGACACGUGUACGCUUGUUUGCUUUCCUUAUCUUGGCCCUAGCAACAGAGAGCAUCCAUUUUUAUGAGGGGAACCCUGUGGGUACUCAUGUGGAAAGUGCUCACUGAUUUUUGUGGAUGGAGCUCACUUUCGUGGCUAGCCCUGAGAGCAUGGGCACGAGGUAGCCAGGCCAUGUCCAAGCUGCCAGAGUCUGCAGAACUUGCAUGGCAGAGCUACCACAUCUGGUUCCCUCCUACUCCACCCAGUGGAAAAGAGACCUACAUGUUUUAUUUCCUGAGAUUCCCUGCUCCUCUGUUCACCAGGGAGUGGGCAUAUUAGUUCAGCACCUCCCUCCCCUUGCUCUGAAUCAUGGAAGCUUGGGUUUAGCAGAGAGAUGCCACCAGCUGUUCAUGACCCAUGGUGCUGUGGCUGGAUUCACGCUCAGUCUCUCAAACAGGGCCACACCCCUCCUGAAGCACAGCUCUCUUCUCUCUUAUUGUUGGCACAUUUUCAAUUUUAAAAAGUACCUCACAAGAUAAACUUGAUUCAGCCAGUUGCCCUGGCAGAGACCCUGAUUCCCCCCUGCUGCCCUGACCCUUUUACCAAAUGGUGAUUCUACAGUCCUGGCUGAGGCAGGGGCUCAAAGUCCAGUGUCUGCUUUGCAAAUUCUGGAAGGACAACGGCUUACUUAAAUAAGUCAUUGUGGUGUCCCCAGGCUUGGGUUACAGGGAGGACCUUGUAGAGGGGCCAGGACACUGCCUUCCCUUAGGUGCAUAUUUAAAUGGCCUGCUGCUCUUAAUAUCUCUCACUUUUUAUGAAAAGAAAAAUUCAGAUCUGGGGUGAUAUUGUGUCAAUUGAUAGGGAAUGCCUGUGGGGUUAAUUAAAAGUGGUUUUUGCUCAUGAGUUUGGGGAUGUCACUUAGCCACCCACAUCGCCUGCUGUGUGUGUGGACUCCUGUUCACUUGGGCAGCUAUCCUGUAACACCUGCCAGUAGUAGGCUUUACUCAUGUCAAUCUGACAGUGAAAGCCCCAUCUUCAAGCCCCUCCCUAUGCCCUGCCUUGGCCUGUGUCUGAGUGCUCUGUGCUGCCCAAUGGUCGUCCCGGAGCCAGCACACACGUGGCCAUCGCUGUGACUUGCUAUCAUGUUGGUAAUUGUUGAGAAUCUUUUCCUUUCUUAUUUCUGUUUUUCAACACAGACCUACCAUGUUGGCAUCAUCCUCAUGACUGACACUUUGAGCCGUUUGUUAUCCUUCCAGGAGCUUGUCUCUGUUGUCCCUCCUAUCUCCCAUGUGCCCUGUAGAACCCCGAACUCACAUUUGGCAACACUUCUUUGUUUGGUAGGGUCCUUAUGCUCUCAGGGUGGAGGGAAGACAUUAAAGCUACCAGCCAUUGUCAGGAUUUCUUCUACUGAUACCACAUCAGAAUGAAACUAGUGGCUCCUUACUCACAAAUGUUCACAUGCUUAUCCAUGGUCGCUUGUCCCGUAGUUUCACCAACAAGUUAAAUUUAGUUUGAUUUUAUAGCUAAAGAGAAAGCUUUUGCCCAUUGCAUUCUGUAACCUUCAAAAGAAUGGGAAAUAUCUAAAAUCCAAUUCUGAUUAUUUUUAGAGAUUCUUUUUGGCAAAUUUGAUUUAAUCUAAAAUUUAAAUCCAAGUCACUUCAAUACUUUACAAAAUGAGAACAAAGUAAAAAGUUUAGAUUUUUGAUUUCCAUUUUUUUAAAAAAAAGUAUUUACUAAAACAGAGAACAGACUUUAGUAGCAUACUUGAUUUCUAUACAUUUCAUGCUUAUACUUAUAUCUACAGAUUUUAAGGUUGUUUUAUAUUAUCCCCAGUUUUAGUGUUCCAUAUGUAUUUUAGCUGAGUAUCCAAUAUGGUAUUUUCUCAUGGUAUAGACUCAGGCAGAUGGAUAGCUGAAGGGGUGGAUGGGUGGCUGGAUGGGUGGAUAGGUGGAUAGAUGACUGGAUGGGUUGGUACGUAGGUGAAUGGAUGAUAGGUUGGUGGAUGGUUGAGUGGAUUCAUGAUAGAUGGAUGAAUGAGUGGAUGGAUAAUAGUUUGGUGGGUGGGUAGGUAGAUGAGUGAAUAGAUAGAUAUAGAUCAGUGGGUGGACUGGAAAGUAGGUGGAUGAAUGGAUGGUAGAUAGAUAGAUUGCAGAUGGAUGCAUGAAUGGAUGAAUGCAUGCAUGGAUGAUAGGUGGACAGGUGGUGGAUAGAAGAUGCUGAGUCUGCACAUCAUUGCGCUGAGAAGGCAAAUGAGUGCAUUAUUAGCACCAAACCAGAGCUUCAGUACUUAGAUUUUAUUUACUAAGAUGCUAUUAGAAGAUGAAUGUUUUCAUCCCAGUACAUGUUUAACACAUCAAAUCACUUACGAGCAUAGGAUGACGAGGGGUGUGAAAGCUUUGUAAUAUUUUCAGCAGAAAUGCGUGAUACAUUUGAAUCCAUUGAAGUCUGGAGGGAGUGUAUCAGCCAGAGUAGCAAGGCGGUUUUGUUUAUUUGUUUGUUUGUUUUAUGAAGGAGAGUAUCUGUUAUCUUGCAGUAUUAUCAAUGCAGUUGUAAAUUGAAUCUAAAGUGGUAUUAAAAAACUGUCAAUUUUUAAUCUGUUUGUAUAUCUUACUAUAGAUCACAAGUAACAUCUAAAUAAAAUUACACGUGUAACCCUA
Mastomys coucha (southern multimammate mouse) is the source of this 5114-nucleotide messenger RNA. It is a transcript of the gene Wasf3, whose product is annotated as WASP family member 3. Gene Ontology annotation, biological process: positive regulation of Arp2/3 complex-mediated actin nucleation; actin cytoskeleton organization. The record is from RefSeq and is a predicted model, not a curated record. Gene Ontology annotation, cellular component: cytoskeleton. Gene Ontology annotation, molecular function: protein kinase A regulatory subunit binding; actin binding; Arp2/3 complex binding. Bases 443 to 1948 code for a protein of 501 amino acids. NCBI's taxonomy places the organism in Eukaryota, Metazoa, Chordata, Mammalia, Rodentia, Muridae. The transcript has 10 exons.